Molecule: messenger RNA, 555 nt
Organism: Protopolystoma xenopodis
Lineage: Eukaryota; Metazoa; Platyhelminthes; Monogenea; Polystomatidea; Polystomatidae
Source: the annotation of a GenBank genome assembly
CUGUUUUCUCCCCAUCUAGGCAAGUCUUCCUUUGAAGUUGGUGCUGAGGAUGAUCAGAUCGCAGAGCUUCGUCUCUUACUCAGUCUCUUUAACUUCAUCCUCACCGAUGACUUUGAUCUUCGCCUCUCACUUGAUGCAGCUGAAACAGAAGUUCCUGUUGAGAUCCAUUUGGAGACUGGAAUGGACACUGACUCUAACAUUGUGUCUGAUGGCUCUCAUCGGCCCCCCGACCUGACCGCAGAUGUCGCAGUAACAGGCCUGGCAGAAAUCCUGCCACUUAUCACAGAGGAGCGACUUAUGAUUCCUGAGCUCUGCGGCCUCUUUUAUCAAGUUGUUUCUUGUGCAUGCAUUGUGCGGACAGAUGCACUGCAUAGAAUAACGGAUCAACAGCUUUAUUUGCUUGUUGAGAGGCUUCGAUUUGGCCUUUUUGGAUCUGAUUUAUCCAAAUCUUCUGUCUCGGCUUCAUACGUCUCAUCCAUCUCCGGCGAUCAGGGAUCUGGCAGGAUGCGUACGACGCCUAUUGGUUCUUGCUCAUCGAAGCCAUCUGGUUCAGCA